This is a messenger RNA of Megachile rotundata (alfalfa leafcutting bee), 5360 nucleotides long. Its product is annotated as polycomb protein Sfmbt. Gene Ontology annotation, cellular component: nucleus. Gene Ontology annotation, biological process: heterochromatin formation; negative regulation of DNA-templated transcription. The record is from RefSeq and is a predicted model, not a curated record. NCBI's taxonomy places the organism in Eukaryota, Metazoa, Arthropoda, Insecta, Hymenoptera, Megachilidae. Gene Ontology annotation, molecular function: chromatin binding; zinc ion binding.
UGUAUCAUUAAACAGCAAUUAAUUAUUCUAAAAUUUUAUAUAUACCGCGGACUAUUUAUAAUAACUAUGAACCAUAUCAGAUGGCGUAACGACUUGUACACCACUUGAAUAUACAGAAGUUUUCUAGCCCUGCUUUGUCAUGGACAUGCAAGCUUCUAAUGGAAUGGAUAUUUGUAUGAAUUCAGUGUAUGCUUCCAUCCCUGGAUUACCGGAAUUAGGGAUGGUAUGGAUGGGAGAUAUGAUGGUACAUGGAGAACCUACACACGAACUUAUGUUGGAUCCGCGUCAAGCAGAAAGUCCAUUUUUCUCUCAUGGCUCAAAUCCAUACGAAGAUAUUAGAAACCAUCAAAUUGCGCCUACUACUAUGGUACGGUAUCUACCACCUCAGUUUUCUAACGAGUGUUCUGAGCCUGAUGAAGCAAUGGAAGCUGUUGAUGCUCAGGAAAUACAACAAGAAUAUGAUUCACAGUCUGAAAGACAAGAAAUGACCGAAUAUUUAACAUUAGAAGAUUACAUGGGCGAUGAAGAAAGGGAACAAGUUGUAAACAAUGCAGCAACCCAAACUACUCAAGACAAUCGUAAUAGGAAAAUAAAACCUAUAAAACAUCCUGGGCUUGUUUUAAAAACACCAAUCGCGUAUCAACCUCAUACAGAUUUAAAUUUUAUUCCUAUUCGUAAAGAUGGUAUAGCGGUUUGUGAGAAAUGUGGUGCUAUUGGUGUAAAACAUGCAUUUUACACAAAGGAACGUAGAUUCUGUAGUAGAGCAUGUGCAAGAUCUUCAGAACAUACUGCUCCUACUGCUGAUUCUACAUACAGUCCAUCUCAUUCGGUGGAAACACCUGCAACUUUAAACCCAAUUUCUCCAAAUGAAUCGAAAUUAAUAAAAAAUACCAUAAUAAAAGAAGAAGCAGACGUGAAAGAAGCAAUUGAACUAGAAAAAGAAAAAGUUAUAUCUGAGCCAGUGAUGCCAGAAGAUUUACCUGUAAGAAGAAAGAGAACAGCUGAUAUGGCAGGUUCUUAUGAUUGGACCCCACAAUUAGUUGAACCUGGAUUUUGUGCUGCACCAGUAUCCUGUUUUAAACAUGCACCCAUUUCAGAAAUAUGGGAUAAUAUAACAGUCGGAAUGAAAGUAGAAGUGGAAAAUACAGAUUGCGAUGAAGUAUGCGAGGCUUUUCCAGAUUCGUUUUGGGUGGCUACUGUAUUACGUAUAUCGGGGUACAGGGCCUUAUUAAGGUACGAAGGUUUCGGUCUUAAUGCCGACAAAGAUUUCUGGGUAUCUCUGUGCUCGAAUGAUAUACAUCCAGUAGGUUGGUGUGCAACUAUUGGAAAACCACUCAUUCCACCUAAUACAAUUGCUAACAAGUACAAAGACUGGAAGGAUUUUCUAAUGAGACGAUUGACAGGAGCAAGAACGCUGCCAACUAAUUUUUAUAAUAAAGUUAAUGAUAGUAUGAAAUCGCGUUUUAGAUGUGGACUUCAUUUGGAAGUAGUAGAUAAAAAUAGAAUCUCGCAGGUAAAAGUAGCAACGAUACAGAAAAUUGUGGGUAAACGUUUGCACGUAAGAUACUAUGAUUCACCACCCGAAGACAAUGGCUUUUGGUGCCACGAAGAUUCUCCUCUUAUACAUCCCGUUGGUUGGGCCAAGAGGGUAGGACAGACGUUGGAUGCAUAUCCAGAAUAUUUGGAACGCGUAUCGAAAUCAAAAUUAUGCGAAGACGAUGCAACGGAAGAUCUUUUUUAUGUGCCAAAGAAUCAUCAUUUACAUCUUGGAUACACAUUUCGAGAAGGAAUGAAAAUAGAAGCCAUUGAUCCCCUUAAUCUCUCUGCCAUAUGUGCAGCAACAGUUAUGCAAGUUUUAAAAGAGGAUUAUAUAAUGAUUCGUAUAGAUAGUUAUGACGAAGAUGCAAGUGGUGCUGAUUGGUUUUGUUAUCAUUCAUGUUCACCAUGUAUUUUCCCAAUUGGUUUCUGUUCACAACAUGGCUUACCACUUACACCACCAAAGGGAUACGAUCCAACCACAUUUACGUGGGAUGCAUAUUUAACAGAGACAAAUACUAUACCUGCUCCAGUGCAGUUAUUUAAUAGGGAAAUACCUCAACAUGGAUUUAUCGAAGGAAUGAGGCUAGAAGCUGCUGAUUUAAUGGAUCCUAGAUUAGUUUGUGUUGCUACUAUUACUAGGGUAAUUGGAAGGUUAUUAAGAGUACACUUUGAUGGUUGGGAAGAUGAAUAUGAUCAAUGGCUCGAUUGUCAGAGCCCUGACAUUUAUCCAGUUGGAUGGUGUGACCUCGUUGAUCAUAAACUAGAAGGGCCCCGUGUACUCAAUAAAAACACUAGUCCUACUGUAAAAUCACCAAGAGGCCUUAAACGUAAAGCUAAGCGAAAAUUGAAGAAAAGCAGUAAAGUUUCCUGCGCAAAAAACAUUCUACCUCGUCACAGUGAACGUAUUAGCAUGGCUCGUGAACGUGAACGAGAAGUAGAGCCUGCCCAGGGAAUAAAAAUUGAGAGAGAACGCGACUUAGAAAGUUUACCGGAACAAAGAAAUAGGGAACCAGAGCCAGCAGAAGAACCAGCUGGUCCUGAUCAAACUUUGCCUAGUCCUACUACCGGACAGGGUCAAGCAUUAAAUGAUACCCAAAGUGAAAUACAAAACCCUCCACCACCAAAAGAAAGAACUGCAACAACAUAUGUUAAUGUAACAUCUGCCACUAAUAAGUACAUCCCAAGGUUAGCAGAUGGUGUUCAAAAAAGUUCUGAAUCUGGUGAUUUAGUGCCAUCUGAAUGGAAUGUGUUUGAUGUUGCACAAUUUCUCCGUGUUAAUGAUUGUGCAACGUACUGCGAUAACUUUAGUAAACGUAAAAUAGACGGGAAGACUUUGUUGACCCUCACUAAGGACCAAAUAAUCGACCUUACAGGUUUUAAAGUUGGCCCUUCUUUAAAAAUAUAUGAUCUAAUUCAACAAUUGAAAAUCAAAGUGAAUCCAGCUCAGGAAAGGUUGAAAUUAGGAUUGAAAAAGUUAUUAUAACAAAAAUAGUACAUAGUUAAUACUAUGAAUAAGUUUCAUCAUUGCAUAAAAUAAACAUGGAUUUACAGGUAAGGCACGUAGACGCAAAUAAUUAAGAACUCAUACUUCACUGUGGUUAUAAAUAUUGUUUGUUAUAAAUCGAGAAAUAAUAUCAUUUAUUUAAAUGAAAGGAUUAUUUCGUUUUGGAUGUUAGGAUUAUUAUGGAUAUAAUUUGAACAAUCAUGCUAUUAUAAUAACACACGCGUGUACCAUAAACUAAAAGAUAAUAAAAUAAUUAUUUUGAUAUUUUAAAGUAGAUAAAGGUGUUCCAGAACGAAUUGAUCCAACUUAAUUUUUAAUUUCAUACAACAAAUAUAAAUACUAAUCACCAGAUAAGAAAUGAUCAAAAUUCUUUUUAUGGUAAUAUCUAAGUGUAUACAAUUUGUUACCAAAAAUAUUAAGAGAAUUCAUGUAUACAUAUUGCAUUUAUACAUACUUAUAAAUAUGAGAAAUUAUUUUAUUAUCGACGUAAUAUUUUCUUCCGAACGCCGUUAUUUGUAAAUCCAUGCUUUCACCUACAUUGACUACAGAUGCAUGAACCACAUUUGAAAAGUUCUUUUUCCUGAAUGAAAAUUUUGAAAAUGUAAUUUAAGCACGAUAUUUUAGGAGUAAAUCAACAAAUGCGUAUUAAAAUAAAAAGUAAAAAUAUAGUAACAUGAAUAAUAAAGUACAAACUAACUCUUGGGUAUUAAUUCAUUACAGUUUCUAAUCACAUUUGCCUUAAUGAUACAAUUCACAUUACUAAAAUAGUUUUACGUGUUUUAAUAAACUUGUUGAUUUACUCUUCACUGUAACCAAGAAGUACAUGUCUGUACAUAAUAAAAGAGUGAAAUGGUCAACUUCUAAUCUUGUAAAUAUAGCAUUUAGCACAGUAUUAAGUUUAGCUAUCUUUUUGAAGAAUACGAAGAAAAAGUAACCACGGUGUACAAGAAGUGUAACUAUUAGAAAGUGGUUGAUGCAUUUGUAUAUCAAAUAUUGUAUCUAUAUGUAGCUUUAUAAUCAUUACAGUAAAUCAAACCAGUCGAGCAAAGUCUGAGACUAAUUCGUCUCGGACUCUUUGAAUACUAUUUUUAGUACGAUGGAGUAACGUGGUUACUCUGCUUAUUUAUUCAACAUUUUUGAAUCUCACUAGGUACCGAACCGAUUUGGUACCUGCAAUUGUUUAGCAGUUAAUUCAUAAAAUGUUAAACGCGAAUUUGAUUGGUCAUCUACAUUUUAUUAUAUCAGAAUUUUAAUGAUUACUUAUAUAAUAAAAUAUUCUUUUCUUUGCGUUAUGUUGACGCGCGGUUAUGCAUAGCAAUGUAAAAAUUCAUUAAUUCGGAGAAUAUUAUAUAUCUAUAUCUGCAGAUCAAAGAAAAAGUAGUAACAUUUUCUUAAUCUACUCGUUGCGUACAAAUUGGGAGGCAUUAUAAAUAGUAUUACAGAUAUAAACUUUAAAAGUUUGGGUUUUGCUUCACGUGACUGUGAGUACAAAAAAAAAAAAACAAUAUCAAACAGAAAUUAAAAACGCAAAUAAUAAUGGAUGGAUUUUUAAGUGUUAUUCAAUAUUUUUAAGUUGAAAAUAAAAUAACGUCCAAUGUAAAAUUUAACAUAAUAUGAAAUUCAAUAUAAAAAUUUUAAUUUUUUUAAGAAAUCAUACUUUAGAUGACUUGUACAAUUCUUUAUUUUUUUUUCUUUUUUUUUUUUUAAGGGAAAGUAUUACGAUCAGCCAAGAAAUGCUGAUUAUGUAGCUAUUUUGUAAGGCACUAGCAAAAGUAUUUCUUGAUUAUACUUUUCCAUACGUUAAACGUGUUUAAGAUUUGAGAAAAGGAUUGUGUUUUAAAUUUGUGAGUUUAAAAUUUAGGUUAAAAAAUAAGCGUUUGUCAGAUUAACGAAUCAAUCGUAAAUACGAGAAAGAAUAAGAGAUAUCAAUUUUUUCAUUUAUUUAAUUGAGUGCGACAUGUAUUCAUAGUUAUCUCUUCUCGUCUAUAAUUAUAUGCAGUUUUCAUUUUUUACGGUGUAAUAUAUUACCAAUACAAAGUAAUAACUAUGAAUACAGUCUCUAAAUGUUAUUUUUUUAGCUUGCAUUGUAACGGAAUAUACAAAAUAUGCCGCAAAUAAUCAACAACAGUAUUUAUCGAUAAUACUAGGUUUGGAAGUGAGAAUGCCUAUUUCUUCUCUUUUUUUAUUUGUAAGUUCGUCACUCGUAUGUUUCUUUUAUAGAAGUAAAGAUUAAAACAAUUCAAAUAAAUGUUUUUCACAUAUAUUGUAAAAAAAAAUUUGCAAAUAAUGAUGGAAGUACAUUGUUUACAUUAAAUCA